ACUUCCAUCCAUGCAUUUCUCGGUCCGGCGUUUAGAUCGGUGCGAGUUUUGAUCAUGGGUUUGAUCACUGUGAUAAUAGUUGGCAGUAGUACGUUCCUCCUGCGCUCGCUCUCGAUAGACACGGACGUCUCAACGUACGUGUGUAUUCUGUGAGCACCGGGCGGAAAAGCAGCGCAGCGUGGAACCAACAGCCCUGUUGUGUACUUGCGUACCAGGAACCCCUGCUGUGUACUUGCGCGCAACUGAUCUGUACUUGUUGCUACCGGAACAAUCAUUAACGUCAUCAAAGACCGCUCGGGGAUUUUGUUAAAGUUGCCUGGGCCGGCGAAGUUCCGCCAGAUUGAACUACAAGGCAGCGCGAAGCUGUGCCGUUGAGCUGCUGUGAUUUGGCGAUUAAUCGUCGCACAGGGGUCCAAAAUCAUUCGGUCAUCGCUACAACGCCCCAGGGAAAGGGUUUCGACCAUGGUUUGACGUGCGAUCGGCUGAUCGCGUGCUAGUCCGCAUCGGCUCUUUCGCGUCUUCCGUCGUUAGCAACGCGCGUGUAGUGUUGCGCAGCUGUGGUGCAAUAUCGCGAAGGAAGUGUCUCAGUGACUUGACGCCACAUUUUGCUCAAACCCAUAUGGCGGUCGCUUGCAGUCCUGACGCUCAACUGAUCCCCAGGGACUCCAACGCGGUGACGUCCGCUGCUAGGGCGCCCGCUUGCCGUUACGUAGCGUUACUCAACGAAUUGGUAGACGUCGAUCGGGUUCGCUUCGCGUUUCUAGUGUACGCCGCGAUAAACUCGCAGCACGGAGUCCCGCCCUCGCAGCGAUCGCGCGCCCUGGUCCGCUACCUGACCGGACGCGCCGGCGAUAAUUUUGACGUCGUCAAAGGCUGCUUUCUCGACGAGUUUGGAGCUUCGGUUGACGACACAGCGCUCGAGAUUCUCUACGUAAUGCGAAAGUUCGAGCCCAUGCGCAGGAUAUUCGGAGUCUGCCGUCAUCGAGCCAGCACGCUGUACGAGUCGCCCAGGCGCGUCAGGAAGUUUUGGCGCGAGUUGGCAAACUUCUGCGAGUCCUGCCUGGAUGAUGAGGCUGCAGAGAUCUCAAGGCACUUCCUACCCGAAUCUUCGUUGUCUGGUGUGCCGACGCAUGCAGAAGCGGUCGUCGUGCUGCUGUAUGAGAGGAGCAUCAUAACCUUGGACAACUAUGCUGCCCUCUACGAACACAUAAGGACAGCUUACAACAACGAAGAACUCUUGGAGCAUCUCUGUGAAGCAGUGCCGCGGUAUCCAAUGACCAACAGCCCACAUGGAUAUGCGGUCAUUUUAAACCACAAUGUGUUCAAAGACCCAAAGAAGGAGAUCAGGUUACAGGAGAGACAAGGCACGAAGAAAGAUGUCGAUGUGCUAAAGCAACUGUGGGAGGAGCUGGAUUUUAACGUGAGGAUAUACGACGACUGUACGUCAGGUGAAAUUGAAAAAUUGCUGCUCGAAAUCGCCACAGUUUGGGACCACAGGAAGAGCGACGCCAUCGUGUUCAUCAUUCUGUCCCACGGGUACAGAGGUGGGUUCUAUGCUAGCGACUGCAAGAAGGUGGACCUCGACACAGUCGAGAGCUACCUCUGCGAGAAAUGCGACGGCCUCCAGCACAAGCCAAAGGUGCUUUGCGUCCAAGCUUGCCAGAUUGGCGACGUAUCUGAACCAUCACCUAGGGGCACAGGUGAAAGGCGUAGCCGGGCCCACAUGCUGAAGUUCAUGUCAACUGUGCCAUUCUCAUUGUCCUACCGUGACCCUCACUACGGCAGCAUUUUCGUGCAAGCAUUAGUGGAAGCGGUUCGGCGACACUGGCGCAACCACGACCUCGUGCAGAUCGGCACGUUCAUCAACAGUGGCGUCGCCGAUCGGCCCAUCCCCGUGGUGUCCAGCGACGGCCAAAAUAUCAACUGGUCGAGCCAGACCUCAGAAGUCAGCAACACACUCACCCGUGCCCUCUACCUGGGAAGAAAGUGAAGCACUGCCGCAGUGGUUCGGCC
Rhipicephalus sanguineus (brown dog tick) is the source of this 2013-nucleotide messenger RNA. RefSeq names its product caspase. The transcript has 7 exons. Bases 620 to 1990 code for a protein of 456 amino acids. Gene Ontology annotation, cellular component: cytoplasm. Lineage: Eukaryota; Metazoa; Arthropoda; Arachnida; Ixodida; Ixodidae. The record is from RefSeq and is a predicted model, not a curated record. Gene Ontology annotation, biological process: apoptotic process; proteolysis.